Molecule: messenger RNA, 2220 nt
Organism: Nerophis lumbriciformis (worm pipefish)
Lineage: Eukaryota; Metazoa; Chordata; Actinopteri; Syngnathiformes; Syngnathidae
Source: RefSeq, a predicted model, not a curated record
AUGCAGCACGUCCCACUUCUUAAAACCAAGGAAACAAUACGAAUGAGAUUUCUUGUCAAAAUCUUGUCGAAUCUUUGUCUUCCAGCGAUGCUGCUGCUGCUGCGGCUGUGUUUUUUUCUGACAUCAGGACUGGUCACUGGUUACCGUAGUCCUCUGAAUGACUUCCAGCGCUCAGAGGGGCGGGAACUGGUACCAACUUCAUGGAACUCAGCCCACGUUCUCACCCUGUCGGUUCUCAACUUAGAGGAAUGCGCAUCCCACUGCUCUAAUUCACUGGAUUGCAGAGCAUUCAACUAUGAAACACGACCGACGGCCACGUGUAAACACCUGCCCUGGGUCGGUGAUGGCAGGAACGCGGACGUGAAGCGCAACGUCAACUGCGACCUUUACGAGAAGAAGGUCUACGUCCGCAAGUGCAUUGUGGGUAAAGGGGAGGACUACCGGGGGAAGGUUUUCACCACACGAAGCGGACUCACUUGCCAGCAGUGGUGGUCCAAGUUCCCUCACGAUCACAGGUGGACUCCGUUACCCAACAACGGCUUGGAGUUGAACUACUGCCGGAAUCCUGAUGGAGAUCGCAUCGGGCCUUGGUGUUACACGACUGAUCCCGAGCGGCGUUAUGAGAGCUGCAGCAUCCCUCAGUGCAAGGAUGAAGUGUGCAUCACAUGCAAUGGCGAAGACUACAGGGGGCAGGUGGACCACACCGUAAGCGGCAAGGAGUGUCAACGCUGGGACCAGCAGUACCCUCACCAACACAUCUACCAGCCUGAAAAGUACCCCGACAAGAGUCUAGACGACAACUACUGUCGUAACCCUGACGCUUCACCAGUGCCAUGGUGCUACACCACCGACCCCAACGUAGAGCGAGAGAGCUGCGAGAUCAGCAAGUGCACCGAAGUGCGCGUAGAAAAGCGUCAACGCUCCAGCUUCACUACCAACUGCUUCCGUGGGCGUGGUGAGGACUACCGCGGUAGAGUCAACGAGACCACGUCGGGCAUUCCCUGCCAGCCCUGGGACGCGCAGUAUCCUCACGAGCAUCCCUUUUACCCCAACACAUAUGAAUGCAAGGGCUUGGAGGAGAACUACUGCCGUAACCCGGACGGCUCCGAGGCCCCGUGGUGCUUCACAUCUUUGCCAGAGAUGAGGACAGCGCUCUGCCUGCAGAUAAAACGCUGUGCAGACGACAUCGACGCAGAGGAUUGCUAUCAUGAAAAUGGAAGAAACUACCGCGGCAUGGUGCGCAAAACUCGCAAAGGCAUCACCUGCCAAAAGUGGAACGUGAACACACCUCACCACACCAAAAUAAACCCUAAAACGCAUCCUGAGGCCAACCUGACUGAGAACUACUGUCGUAACCCAGAUGGGGACCAACACGGUCCCUGGUGCUACACCAUUGACCCUAAAACAGAGUUUGACUACUGUGCCAUCAAGCAAUGCGCUGGAGAAAGAGUACCCCUCACAGAAGCAGUAGAGAAGGUUGAGUUCAGCGAGUGUGGGAAAAGAGAAGACCGCUUCCAGAGUACCAGGUUACGCAUCGUAAACGGCAUUCCUGGGAACUCGCCGUGGACAGUUAGCUUAAGAGACAGGAAAGGAAACCACUUUUGCGGGGGCGCCUUGGUGGACGCCAGAUGGGUGAUCAGCACAAAGCAGUGUUUCUCUUCCUGCUACGUGGAUCUGCCUGGCUACUCGGCCAUGAUGGGUACUUUGUUCCGUGACCCGCAGGACGGUGAACCCGGCGUGCAAACCAUCCCUCUCACUAAGAUCGUUUGCGGACCCUCCGAGUCGCAGCUGGUCAUGCUGCAGCUGGAAUCCCCGGCUCAGUUUAACGAGCGCGUCUCUCAGAUCUGCCUGCCUCCCGAACGUUACAUCGUGGCCGAGGGGACCUUUUGUGAGAUCGCAGGGUGGGGCGAGACCAAAGGCACUGGAGAUGAGACCGUCCUCAAUGUUGCACAGAUACCGGUUCUCAGCAAUAAGGAUUGCAACAAAUACUUCCGAGGUCGAGUUCGAGAGAAUGAGAUGUGCACCAGCUCCUUCCAGGGAGGUGUGGGAGCCUGCGAGAGAGACUAUGGUGGUCCAUUGGCAUGUCAGAACCACGACUGUUGGGUCUUAGAGGGUGUGAUCAUCCCUAUGAGGCGCUGCGGGCACCCGGGCCAACCCAGCAUUUUCAUCCGCGUGUCGGUCUACGUGGACUGGAUCAAGAAGGUCAUGGGCUUUGCUUAA